CUUAAAAUUACAUGUAGAACUAUUGUUUUUUUCUUCAUCAGGUGUUUUGCCCUCAAUGUUUAUGUGGAAACAGAAAGACAGUACUCCAACAAGACCACCUCCAAAACCUAGAAGCACUAAAAUUAAAGCAGUGAGACAUCCAACAUCAGUGGACACUACCUCUAAUAACACAGUUUUGUCUGAAUCCGAAGUACAUGUAGAAGUACAUGAAAACUGCAAUGAGCUCUCUUUCCUUGAAGAAGAAGGAGAAGAAAAAGAAACCGAAUCAGAUGACACACAAUCUCAAACAAGAGGAGCCGACGAAAUGGAGACAGAAAUGAAACUAUCAAAUGUGCAAAAGAAAGAUGUUGYUGUGCAAACUGAGGAUGAAGAUUUUACUUAUUUUGACCUACACAMUGAUCAUACAUAUGCUUUCAUCUUUGGUAGUGGUAGUCUCGCUGAACAAAUAGCUACUAUGAAGGAAAGGCUUGAAGUAAAAGCCGAUAUGCUGGCCAGUUUAAAUAGGAAAGUUGGCAUUUUAGAAAAGGAGCUGGCARAAUUCAAAAGCAGAGAGUUUACACUUGAAAAAUUUAAGGAAKAUGAUCAAGCUGUACAGUUUUACACAGGCAUGCCCAACUUCAAAGCUUUUAUGGCAUUUCACAAGUACCUACAACCAAAACUGGCCAAACUUCAGUAUUGGGGGAACCAAAAUGUGUCUGACUCAAGGCCUUACCAAGAGGAUGACAAAAAAACCUGGGCCUAAGCGAAAGCUAAGUACUGUGACAGAAUUAUUUAUGGUUUCAGUACGGUUGAGGGUAGGACUUCUUGUAAGGGAUAUUGGUGAUAGG
This is a messenger RNA of Exaiptasia diaphana, 827 nucleotides long. RefSeq lists its product as uncharacterized. The transcript is spliced from 2 exons. The record is from RefSeq and is a predicted model, not a curated record. Lineage: Eukaryota; Metazoa; Cnidaria; Anthozoa; Actiniaria; Aiptasiidae. Bases 56 to 742 code for a protein of 228 amino acids.